This is a messenger RNA of Dendronephthya gigantea, 582 nucleotides long. RefSeq lists its product as uncharacterized. The record is from RefSeq and is a predicted model, not a curated record. The transcript is spliced from 2 exons. NCBI's taxonomy places the organism in Eukaryota, Metazoa, Cnidaria, Anthozoa, Malacalcyonacea, Nephtheidae. The coding region runs from base 4 to 450 and encodes 148 amino acids.
GGAAUGAUUGGUCAUUUGUAUGGACCUAUGGAGGGAAGAAGGCACGACUCUUUUAUGCUUGCACAAUCUGGUCUACUAAACCAACUUCAAACAUUUUGCUUUACUGAAGAAGGCCAACCUCUAUGUCUAUAUGGAGACCCAGCUUACCCAUUAAGGGUACACCUGCAGGCUCCAUUCAGAAAUGCUGUUUUAACUCAGCCGAUGAAAGAAUUCAACAAAUCUAUGAGCAAAGUUCGCAUAGCAGUUGAAUGGCUUUUUGGAGACAUCGUGAACUAUUUUAAAUUCAUGGAUUUUAAAAAGAAUUUAAAAAUUGGCCUGAGCUGUGUUGGGAAAAUGUAUAUUGUUUGUGCAAUACUACGCAAUGCAUUAACUUGCCUCUAUGGAAAUCAAACCUCAGAGUAUUUUGGUCUAAGCCCUCCCACUCUACAAGAGUAUUUUGGGAACUAUUGACUAAAGACAUUGUAGAUAAAACAUUUAUUGCACACUCUGUAAAGUACAGUACAAUAUUAAAACCAUAUAACCUUAAACGUUUAGUUAUCUCAAGACUUCAUAGAAUAACAAAACAAUGUUCACUGUUUUUUU